AUGACUUACAUCACGGCCGAAUGCUUACUAUAUGGACAGGAAACAGGGACCUUUUUUGCAGUACAAAAUGUCGUGAAGAAUAUGAAACGGCAUGGUAUUAAAGGGAGCAUCGUGAUGAUUUGCUCCCAAUCAUCGCAGCACGUCUGCCCUGGUCAUCUACUGACGGCUUAUGCGGGAAGUAAGGGGUUUGUGUUCUCCAUGGCAAGAAAUCUAGCCCAUGAGCUCGCUUUCGAUGGCAUUCGAGUCAAUACAGUUUCCCCUGGAUACAUCGCCACCGAUAUGAAUCUAUCAAUUGCAGCUCAUCGACCGGAGUUGUUCGAAAUCUUCCAUACAGCACCACCCCUUGGGCGCGUUGGAACCCCCGAUGACCUUCGAAUGGCUGCAUUGUAUUUGUUGAGUGAUGCUUCGUCGUACGUCACAGGACACGAUCUUGUUGUGGACGGAGGCAUGCAGGUCUCAUCUGGAAACUACAAGCUAUAG
Molecule: messenger RNA, 480 nt
Organism: Penicillium olsonii
Lineage: Eukaryota; Fungi; Ascomycota; Eurotiomycetes; Eurotiales; Aspergillaceae
Source: the annotation of a GenBank genome assembly